CAGCAGACGCGGCGGCCGCCGCUGCCCGAUCGCGGCCCGUUCUCUGACGCCGAGGGGCGGCGGCCGACGCCGCGCACCGGACGCCAAAAGCGCGCGAGCGAGUCGGACGCGUCGCGGCGACGCACCGCCUCGUUCACAGGCGGCGCCAGGAGCGCGUCGCGCGGCGGCGCCACCAGCGAGUCGGACGGCGAGCGCUCGCGCCGGCCGUACCACUACCACCAGGUGCCGGGCACGCGCCGCUACAGACAUGACUCGGGCGCCGAGGCGAGCGACAGCGAGGUGGCCAAGUUCAACCGCUUCAACUACAUCAGCAAGGUGAUGGGCUCGAGUGGACGGCUAGCGCGCCGCGACGACUCGGAGACUGGCAGCGAGGCGGACGAGUCGGCGGUCUGGGAGCCGCCGCACUUCACCAUUCCCGACCACCUCAUCCCGGCAGAGUUCUUCAUCCCGUUCGUGCGCACGCCUCGUCCCGGCGAGGAGUCGAAGAACGCGUCCAUCAUCACCGUGUUCGCCAUCUGGAACACGAUGAUGGGCACCAGCAUCCUGUCGAUGCCCUGGUUGGUGGAGCAGUCCGGCUUCAUCUCCUCCAUGCUGACGUUCGUGGCGAUGGGACUGGUCUGCGUGUUCACUGCGUACCGCGUGCUAACGAUGCAGGCGCGCCUGCGCAUCCCGCCGCCCACGCACGACUUCCAAAACAUCAUGCGCGACGUCCUCUCCAAGCACUGGGAGUACUUCGGCAUUCUCUUUUCAGUCGCCGUACUGCUGGGCGCCAUGCUCGUGUACUGGGUGCUUAUGACCAACUUCCUGUACCGCACGGUGGACUUCUUCUAUGAUCUGGCAAUUGGGAACUUUAGCAAGUAUGAUGUGAAUGCAACAGUGAUCCACGGCGCGUACUGCCCGGAAAACGUUGUGGUGGAGGUUCUGGAGGCCGCUACCAGUGCUGUCGGCGAGGAGAGCUUUUACGACAAGAUGUGGAAUGCUCAAACCACGCCGCUCUUCCUGGUGCUGCUGUUAUAUCCGCUACUCAACAUCAAAAGUCCCACGUUCUUCACCAAGUUCACCGGCAUGGGCACCAUAUCGGUGCUGUACAUGAUCAUCUUCGUCACCACCAAGUCCGUACAGUUCGGCAUCAACGUCAGCUUCACGGACGUCGCAGCUCAAGACUACGUCCAGCUGUUCCGGCCGAACUUCCCGGUAGCCAUGGGCACGCUCUCCCUCGCCAUGUUCAUCCACAACUGUAUCUGCAGAAUCAUGGAGAGCAACCAGCACCAGGAAAACAAUGUUCGCGACCUCUUCAUCGCCUAUUUCCUGGUGUUCCUUACGUACCUAUAUAUUGGCCUCCUGUUCUUCGUGGCGUGGCCGUUCGCCAAAUCCUGCAUCCAAGACAACUUCCUGGACAACUUCCUCGGCACGGACCCGAUGUCAAUCGGUGCGCGGAUCUUCCUCUUCUUCCAGAUGUGCACCGUGUUUCCGCUGCUGGGGUUCAUGAUCCGCGCCCAGCUGAUGACAUUCAUCUACAGCACGACCUACCCGGGGCCGGGCCGCGUGUUGGCGCUCAACACCGCCGUGGUGAUCGCCUGUGUAGCCGUGGCGGUCUUCUACCCGCACAUCGGCGAGCUGCUGCGCUUCUCGGGCGCCUUCUGUGGCAUGGCGUGGAUCUUCACCUUCCCGUGCGUGACGUACCUGGUGGGCACGUACCGGCGCGGAAGACUGCGCUGGCCGGCCGCGCUCCUCCACUCGGGCCUCGUCGUGCUCGGCGUCGUCAACCUCAUCCUGCAGUUUGUCGUCAAGACGGACUGACGACGGCUGAUGCGUAGGACGUCGUGGAGACUGGCCGGUGUCGUUGGUGCGCGACAGUUCUCCGGGACCUCGGCCGUGUCGCUGCCGCUGACCUCACGCUGCCUGAGGACCUUCGUCGGGGCCAGCGACCUGAUUGGAGGAUUUCAGAGGCUGGUAUUGACUUGCAA
Pollicipes pollicipes is the source of this 1967-nucleotide messenger RNA. RefSeq names its product sodium-coupled neutral amino acid transporter 9 homolog. Gene Ontology annotation, cellular component: lysosomal membrane. The record is from RefSeq and is a predicted model, not a curated record. Lineage: Eukaryota; Metazoa; Arthropoda; Thecostraca; Pollicipedomorpha; Pollicipedidae. Gene Ontology annotation, molecular function: L-amino acid transmembrane transporter activity. Gene Ontology annotation, biological process: amino acid transmembrane transport.